Molecule: messenger RNA, 2196 nt
Organism: Chaetomium strumarium
Lineage: Eukaryota; Fungi; Ascomycota; Sordariomycetes; Sordariales; Chaetomiaceae
Exons: 4
Coding region: 194-2014 (606 amino acids)
Source: RefSeq, a predicted model, not a curated record
ACGGUACUAAUCGGUAUGGCAGCGCUUAUAGUUCAACUACCACCAUCGUAUAUCACAUCUGGUUACUCCUCUAAUCAGUGGGAACCAGCCGCACUUUCAAAAAAUCUACCAAUCCUUUCCAUCUUGAGUGAGCAGAAGGUAGAAGGUCUUCGGCGGAGUAUUAGUGUUAACAUAAGGAUAAUAGGGCAAUACUAUGCCUAGGUCUUAUACUUAUGUCUAUCGAUGGACCUGCGAGAACUGCGGCCUCUCAGACCUUAACCUCAGCCUUGACAUAGCCUGCCCGAACCCGCACUGCGCUCACGCGCGCUGCAGAGGAUGUGAAGUUUUCACGGUCAAGGUUCUGUCCGAGCAUCCAGGCAAACCGCCUGUAACCUCACCCCAUUACCCUCGCAACGAUACAAAGCAUAAUGCUGCUGGCAUGCAGGCUAGACGACUUCCUUCCAGGCUCAACCCUCCAAGCUCAACGUCUCAAGGACCAUCUUCCUCAACGAGUGCUGAGCGCAGACCGCGUCGAGAUGAUGAUGCGAAGGCGACUUCCAUGCCAUCACGUGGCAUUUCAGAGUUCGUACAUCGAAGCCACCUUCGACGCUGCGUGGUCGAAAGCAGAAACUACACGGGAGAGGACGAAGGGACGGGAGGGCCGAUACGAGACACCGUCGCCUCUUGCGACAGCGAAGAGAGACCGAUGACGACUGCUGACAGCACUCACUCAUUCCACUCGAGUGGGAGGCAGGAAGCAAGCUUCUCAAACUGUGGCAGUGGCCCAGCUUCCAACAUCAGCAUGGAAGGACCGAACAAUUCGUCAACAGAGACAUCUUCGCCCAAGGCUGGUGGUUCUCCAGAUGACUCGGUUGACUCCGAUCUGCUUUCAGUUUCAGGGUGCUCAGGCAGCACCUCGCUUUCAGAUCGAAGCAGCCUUAGCGAGCGAGAUCUACAGCUGGGAGGAGCCAUUGUCCACCGUCUCGUGUCUGGCCAUCAAGCUGCCUCUAACAGCGCAAGUCCGGGAAGCGGAGCAACAGCACCGACAAAUUCAAGCGCAGCACCGAUGCUUAAUUCUCAAGCGUCCUCGUCGACUAGCAAAGGGAAGAGAUGCCUGUUGGAUGACAACGGCCUCGAGGACGGCGCAUCGAUCAAGCCGCCCAACAGAAAACGAGCAAUGGUUGGCUCCGGGAAGAGGCUGAAGAGGAUAUUUGCAUGUCCCUAUUGGAAGGCGGAUCCAGACAGACAGCGCCGCUGCUUUACCUUGAUUCUGAGCCGAAUCAAGGAUGUCAAGCAGCACCUUACCCGGAAACACUGCCCGGAGUUCUACUGCGACCGCUGCUCAACAAUCUUCCCGGACGACCAGAGGCACCGGAAACAUAUCGACAACCCUGAUGGCCUCUUCUGCAGGCCCUCUUCGGUGCUGGACGGCCUCUCUCACCAGCAGCGGUCCAGGCUUCUGCGGAAGGCGGAUCCUAAGCUGUCGGAAGAGGAACGAUGGUUCGCCAUCUGGGAUAUCGCCUUCCACGGUCGUGCUCGGCCUUGCUCUGCGUACCGGAACGCUGAUGACUCGGAGGAAUUGUGCUCGUUCCACGAGUACUGUCACACCCACGGACCGGCCUUGCUGGGAAGCGAGAUUGAAUCUAUGAUGCAGAGCGGCCGUUGGUCAGGGCCCGAACUAUCCGCAGACGACAUACAACGCAUACUCAGAUACGUCUUUGAGGAGGCCUUUGACCACAUGUAUGGGGGGUGGCACUCUAGAGCUUCAGAUGCAGCACAGGCCGACACUGAGCUUGUUUCGGGCCCGCAACUGACACCACCAGCCGUUUCCUCAUUGCCAAGUUUGCCGACCAGUGGCCUGGCUACGAACGCACAGUUGUCUAGCUCCCACUCCCAGCCGGAAGUCCAAGAACAACUUGUGGAGGCAAGUGCUGGUGGUAUUGGUCCUGAGGGGGUGUCAAAUGAUCAAACAGGACCAGCAUGGGAUGAUGAACAAGGGUUCGGCUCGUGGGAUCUGUACUGGGGGGUGGAUUAAAUCCGGUCUUUCAUGGCAUCGGAACUACUCGCGAUCUGGUAAUUCGCGCCGGCCCUGCCGGGUGAUUAUUGGCCUAGCAGGAGCAGAAAAGUGCGGGGACGGAAAGAGACAGGAACAAUAGAGACCAGCGAUAGGAAGAUCAGAGGUAGGGAAAGCUAAGGUAAGGUACCUUAGCUGACUGU